Bactrocera neohumeralis is the source of this 824-nucleotide messenger RNA. RefSeq lists its product as uncharacterized. Lineage: Eukaryota; Metazoa; Arthropoda; Insecta; Diptera; Tephritidae. The record is from RefSeq and is a predicted model, not a curated record. Bases 165 to 824 code for a protein of 219 amino acids. The transcript has 2 exons.
UUCGAGGGACUCGGUUAGCAAAAGUCAGCACACUAAACAAAGCCAAUUUGAAAUAAUGGUGGAGUUUAUGGAAUCACAUCCAAACUUGGCCAAAGGCUACGUAAAAUGUGCCGACACUAAACAAACAAGUAAACAUUUGUGGGAGCGGUUGAGUGAGAAUUUAAAUGGAGAUGGACCACCCAUACGGGACAUGCUUUCGUGGGAAAAGGUUUGGGCGGAUUACAAAACCCACAUUAAGGCUAAAGCUCACAAAAAUAAGUUACAUAUGUCGGGGACAGGUGGUGCCUGCAAAAGUUCAUUCCUUCAAUUCAGUUGAAUUAAGAGCAUUUGACUUACUGCAGAUAAAUCAAGCGGUAGAUGGGAUAGGAGAUGCUCAAAAGUUCAGUGCGGGAACAAGUGAAGUCACACAAAGCUACCAAUGUGAAAUCACGGAUCCAAGCACUCAGAAUGACAUAAGUGAUUUGCAAAAUUUGGAAGAACUACCACCUUUAACGCCACCUUCUCGCCCCCAAACGUCACCCAAAUGUAGCACUGUGCGGUCAAGUAAAAACAAUCUCUUGAAAAUGCAAGUAGACGGGCAAAUAAAGUUGCACAAGGAUUGUACUAAGAUUUUAAAAGACGUGAAUUACAAUUUAAAAUCUUUAGUUAAAUCUAAUAAGAAACUUGUUGAACAAAAUGAAGAAAAAAUAGAACUAGAAAGACAAAAACUAAAGUUUGCAAAGUUGAAGCAUGAGUACAAAAUUAAAAGCGACAGGGAGAGGAACAAUGUAAGAAUUGCAAAACUUAAAAUCAAGGAACAAAUGUUAAAUGUAAAUACCCGUUAA